AUGGACUCUGUAACGGAGACUCCGCAGUUUGAUAUUCCCCGACUUUGUAAAGCGGGGGUUGUUGUUAAUGAGGGGCCUGAGUUUCGAGUCGAGGUGCAGAUGGUUCCUGUGCCUGAACCUGGCCCCGAUGAUAUACUUAUUCGACUGAACUUUACCGGGCUUUGCUCUUCGGAUGUCCACCUCAUGCGUGGAGACCUAGGUUUGCCGCCCAUGUCAAAUUUUGGCGUGCGUUCACCUGGUCAUGAAGGCGCCGGCAUCGUGGUCAAGGUCGGCGCAAAUGUCAAGAACUUCAAGAUGGGUGAUAGAGCCGGAAUCAAGCCGAUCAGUGAUACAUGUGGAUCGUGUGCGAUGUGUUGGGACGAUAAGGAGACAUAUUGCAAGUCGGCGAUUCACACUGGCCUGAUGACAUCUGCCACGUACCAGCAAUACAUCGUCUCGCCCGCCCGAUAUGCAUCCCACAUUCCCCAUGGGGUUCCUGACGAAGUCGCCGCACCGAUAAUGUGCAGUGCAAGCACAAUGUACCGCUCACUCGUCGAAUCCAACCUUGGUGCCGGGUCAUGGGUCGUCUUCCCUGGUGGUGGCGGCGGCGUGGGCAUCCAAGGCGUACAACUCGCCAAGGCAAUGGGGAUGCGGCCAAUUGUUAUAGACACGGGCACCAUGAAGCACGAACUCUCCAUGCGGAUGGGGGCAGAGGCAUUCGUCGACUUCAAAGAGACAGAUGAUCCCUCAAAGGCCGUUAUUGAGAUAGCGGAUAGGAUUGGUGUUCACGGUGUCUUCGUCACUGCGCCCGCGGCGUAUAAGACUGCUAUCUCUUUUGUUGGAGACCGUGUGGGUGCCGUGGUGAUGUGCAUUGGACUUCCAACUGCCGGCUCAAUUGUUUUGGGGGCAGAUCCUUGUGAGUUCAUCUUCAAGAAUCUUAAUAUUAAGGGAACCUUAGUGGGUAGUCGCAGUGAUACGGCUGCAGCGUUGGAUUUUGCUAAGCGGGGGAUGCUGCAGCAGAUUUGUGAGAUUUAUCCUAUUAACAAGUUACCUGAGGGAGUUGAGAGACUGCGUAGGGGACAGGUCGCCGGGCGAAUUGUUGUUAACUUUAACUGGGAGGAUUAA
This is a messenger RNA of Aspergillus versicolor CBS 583.65, 1104 nucleotides long. Its product is annotated as zinc-dependent alcohol dehydrogenase. The transcript is spliced from 3 exons. The coding region runs from base 1 to 1104 and encodes 367 amino acids. Gene Ontology annotation, molecular function: zinc ion binding; oxidoreductase activity. NCBI's taxonomy places the organism in Eukaryota, Fungi, Ascomycota, Eurotiomycetes, Eurotiales, Aspergillaceae. The record is from RefSeq and is a predicted model, not a curated record.